Messenger RNA from Mollisia scopiformis, 2880 nucleotides. RefSeq lists its product as uncharacterized. Gene Ontology annotation, biological process: peptide catabolic process; proteolysis. The transcript has 3 exons. Gene Ontology annotation, cellular component: cytoplasm. The coding region runs from base 152 to 2776 and encodes 874 amino acids. The record is from RefSeq and is a predicted model, not a curated record. NCBI's taxonomy places the organism in Eukaryota, Fungi, Ascomycota, Leotiomycetes, Helotiales, Mollisiaceae. Gene Ontology annotation, molecular function: metalloaminopeptidase activity; peptide binding; zinc ion binding.
GGCGAGACUAAUUAGGCAGGUGGGUUAUUUUACCGCUAAAGAAACGCCUAAACUCCUCGUCAACAACCCUACAGUGCUCGAUUACAUUUUCAGCAACACCCUUCUUACCAAUUUUCACUCCCCCACACAAUAUCUUUUCAAAUUCUUCGCAAUGGGAGAUGCAACGACACCACCACCUGAGUCAAUUGACUCGGAGAAGGAAAUUCUGCCUCAGAAUAUCAAGCCAAUUCAUUACGAUCUUCGCUUUGAGCCCCACCUUGAAGAAGCUACCGAAUACGAUGGAUCAGCUGUCAUUGACUUGGAAGUAUUGGAGGAUACAUCUUCAAUUACUCUCAAUGCUUUGUACCUGAACGUCAUCACACUGGAAGUUGUCGACAAGAAUGGGGUAAGAAUUGCGACAAGUCCAGUUCAAUUCGAUACCGCAAAACAACGGAUGAUAAUAGAGCUUGGUGAGACCGUCAAAGCGGGUUCGAAGUUAUAUGUCAAGACUGUAUUCAAGGGCUCCAUGCUUCAUCAAGCCCGUGGCUUUCACCGAGCUCCAAUCCAAGGUCCCAAUGGGAAAACUACAUGGAUGGGAGCAACACACAUGGAGCCAGUAGACGCACGGAAGACCUUUCCAUGCUUUGACGAGCCUGCUCUCAAAGCAACAUUUACGGUUACUAUUGUUGCGGACAAGCAUAUGACAUGUCUCGGCAAUAUGGACGUCGCAUCAGAGGUCGAAGUACUGUCUAACGGCAAAGCAAAGAAAGCAGUGACAUUCAACAAGACGCCUCCAAUGUCAACUUACAUCGUAGCAUUUGCCGUGGGUGAUUUGCAGAUGAUAGAGACGGACAACUUUCAUGUUCCAGUCCGAGUUUACGCUGCUUCUGAUAAGAAUAUACAGCACGGAAAAUAUGCUCUCGAUAUUGCUUCGCGAGCAUUGAGUGCGUUUGAAAAGAUCUUUGAUAUAGAAUUUCCGCUCCCAAAGAUGGAUUUGAUUGCCGUACCUGGUGGUCAAGGAGCGAUGGAAAAUUGGGGAUUGAUCACUUUUGGAGAGAGCUUGCUUCUCGUAGAUGAGAAGGAGACAAGUGCUGAAGCAUAUCGUCGUGCUGGCUCAGUCAUUGUCCACGAACUCGCCCAUCAAUGGUUUGGAAAUAUCGUCACAAUGGAUUUUUGGGAAGGACUAUGGCUGAAUGAAAGUUUUGCUGACUGGGCGGAACUUUACGCUUGGGAAACAUUAGAGCCGUCUUGGCAGAUGUGGCAAGAUUAUGCUAUCAGUGGUUUGCAAGCUGGUCUGGCUUUGGAUUCCAACAAGGCAAGUCAUCCUAUCGAAGUACCAGUCUCCAAGGCGAGCGCAAUCAACCAAAUCUUUGACGACAUUUCUUACAAUAAAGGCUGUGCAGUCAUUCGGAUGAUUGCGAGUUACCUAGGAACGGAGAAGUUCAUCAAAGGUGUUCGGGCAUACCUCAAGAAACAUGCUUAUGGAAACACCAAGACCAUCGACCUAUGGGAUGCAUUGAGUCAUGCAAGUGGUGAAGAUGUUGGGAGUUUGAUGGAGACUUGGACGAAAUUCAUUGGUUACCCUUUUGUCAAAGUCACAGAAGACGAGGACAAGAUCACAGUUACCCAACACCGCUUCCUGCAAGACGGUUCUUGCAGCCCAGAAGACGACAAAACACUUUACCCAUUGUCACUCAAGCUACGAUCCAAGGGUGGCAUCGAUGAUGGCCUAAGCUUAUACGAACGGACAAGAACUAUUGAUAUCUCACCCGAUUUCAUCAAACUCAAUGCGAAUCACACCGGCUUUUUCAGAGUUUGCUACACACCAGAACGACUAGAAAUUCUCGGCAAGAACGUCAAGGAAGGCUUACUAUCAGCUGAUGAUAGAAUUGGACUUCUUUCUGAUGCCUUGGCUAUGGCUUCCAGUGGAUACUCCAAGACCUCAACACUUCUCAACUUCCUCAAAAUCUUCGACGAAGAAGAAAACUACUUCGUAUGGAAACAAGCACUCAAGACUCUAGACGCAAUCCAGGAAGCAUGGAGAUUCGAAGAAAAGUCUGUCUCAGAAGGUCUAAAAUCUUUCAAACGUGAUCUAAUCAGAAAGUGUGCUAAGAGCAAUGGCUGGGACUUCAAGAAAGGAGACGACAUAGUGGAAACAAUGCUCAAAGCAACCAUGUUCGCUCAAUCUGGCUCCGAGUUGGAGGUCCAGAAAGUUGCUAAGAGCAUGUUUGAUGCGUUCUUGGCUGGUGAUGAUGAAGCUAUCAAUAUCAACAUUCGAGCUGCUGUGUUCGCAAUUGCUCUCGGGCACGGUGGAGUAGCGGAGUACGACGCUAUCCUCGAAGCCCUAAAAAGCUCCAGCAGCGUCUUCAAACGAGAUACCUGCAUCAAAGCCCUCGGUGCAUCAGAAGACCCCGCACUCAUCCAACGCACCCUCAACUUAUCACUCAGCGACGAAAUGAUAGCUCAUAACGAUACCCGCAACAUCAUCAGAUCCCUCACAAAACAUAAACCUGGGAUCGAAGCUCUCUGGGCCUGGAUGAAGGGCGAUUAUGGCAAGAUUGAGAAAGGGCUCGGCCAUGGUUUGGGCACGUUUGCGAGGUUGGUGCAAAUUGUUACUGCCAGUUUGGCGACCAGGGAGCAGUAUGAGGAUGUUAAAGGGUUUUUUGAGGAUAAGAAUACUGAGUCCUAUGAUAAAUAUCUAGCGCAGUGUCUGAAUGGGAUACUGGCAAAGGCCACAUGGGUCGAACGGGAUGGAGAGGAUAUGAAGGGCUGGUUGAAGAAAAAUAAUUAUGCUUGAUUGUCUUUGAACAUUCAGAUAUCUUAGUACAUAUAAUCAUUGAUGUGGGAUUUUCUAGUCUAUGAAUACAGAUGAGAAUCAUGAAUAUAGAGAAUCUGAAUCAC